Colletotrichum destructivum is the source of this 1606-nucleotide messenger RNA. RefSeq names its product Putative S-adenosyl-L-methionine-dependent methyltransferase superfamily. Gene Ontology annotation, molecular function: methyltransferase activity. The record is from RefSeq and is a predicted model, not a curated record. The coding region runs from base 119 to 1255 and encodes 378 amino acids. NCBI's taxonomy places the organism in Eukaryota, Fungi, Ascomycota, Sordariomycetes, Glomerellales, Glomerellaceae. The transcript has 12 exons.
CUCGCCUUUAAUCUUUGCUCGUCCGUUCGAUCCUCACACUCUGCCCGCUUUCUGUCGCCCCCUUUUUAGGUUUCCGCGCCGUCAAGGAGACCUUCCUUACCCAAGGGUCGUUUGUCUCAUGGCCGAGGCAUUCCAUCCGGCAGGCUCUCUGCAGCAUUCGCCGGCACCAGCCGAGCGCCGCGGUUCGCCCGAGUCUACACCGGCGCCGACCUCAGUGGAAGAGAAUGCGUUGCCGCCAGUGGAACCUUUACCCACGCUUACAUCUGAGUUGGAGCCUGGGUUGCAGAUCGAAGUUGACGCGGCCGAUGUAUCCGACGUGGAUUCUGCACUAGAUGUUCCUACUCGGGACUCUCUUACCUCAUUGCGAUCUAGCCUUCGGCAGUAUCAACAUGAGAACGGACGUACAUAUCAUGCCAUGAGUGCAGGAAAAUAUUUCUUGCCGAAUGACGAGUCUGAGGUCGAUCGACUGGACCUUCAACACUAUGUCAUGACAUUGACGUUGGGGGGAAAUCAUUGUCUCUGUCCCAAGAACAGGGGUGCCAACCGAGUUUUGGACCUCGGCACCGGCACAGGCAUCUGGUCUGUAGAGUACGCGGAUGCCCAUCCUGAAGCAGAGGUUAUAGGUGUUGAUCUCAGUCCCGUGCAACCUGACCUUGUCCCUCCCAACUGCUCUUUUGAGCUCGAUGACCUUGAAAAAGAUUGGACAUGGUCAAGGCCUUUUGAUUUCAUAUUCUGCCGCAUGAUGACAGGCAGCUUCUCUGACAACAUGAGUAUCGUGCAGAAGGUAUUCGACGCAUUAGAGCCUGGUGGUUAUUUUGAGGCACAGGACAUGGCACUUCCUCUUGGCUGUGACGACGGCACUCUCACCGUGGAUUCGGACCUUUGGAAAUGGGUCCUCCUUGUCAUGGAAGGUAUGGAGAAGUUUGGCCGUCCUGUGAGUGCUGCUCAGCAAUGGAAGCAGCUCAUGGAAACCGCUGGCUUCGUGGAUGUUGUCGAGACAAUUUACAAGUGGCCAACGAACCGCUGGCCUCGAGAUCAACACUAUAAAGAGCUAGGAAUGUGGAGUCUGGAGAACAUGGACCAGGCUUUAGAACCGGCGACACUUGCACCCCUCACGAGAGCGCUUGGCUGGACCUACGAGGAGGUCAUUGUCUUGGUCAGUAAGGCAAGGAAGGUCAUGAGAGAUCCCACUGUCCAUGCGUAUUGGCCGAUAUUCAUCGUACACGGCCGUAAACCUGGCUCCCCGAGGGGGUAGUCAGAGACCCAGAUUAGUCUUGAGGCAGACAAGGAGGAGUCACUUUGACGAUGAUGGACUCCCUAGUAAUUUUCAUGCAUAUAUAUACACUGGCUGGACGUAUAUGUUACAAAUCUUGGUCCCAUGCUCUCUUCUCAAGAGGAUUCAUUCCAUCUCGUCCACAGCUGCUCAGUGCUAGCACAACACUAGUAGAAUGAUUCGAUCUGGAUAUAAUCGAUGAACGAGAAUCAUUUUAACCGGAAGUGGUGGUUGAGGAGAGAUACAACCUGCAUUGGUCAGAUUCUGGCCUUGCUUUGGGGUCGCUUUUAUAGUUAUGGCGACUAUUCUCACUGUUCCAUAGAGUUUCACAAA